This is a messenger RNA of Pseudozyma hubeiensis SY62, 978 nucleotides long. RefSeq lists its product as hypothetical. The coding region runs from base 1 to 978 and encodes 325 amino acids. Lineage: Eukaryota; Fungi; Basidiomycota; Ustilaginomycetes; Ustilaginales; Ustilaginaceae. The record is from RefSeq and is a predicted model, not a curated record. The transcript has a single exon.
AUGUCGGACCCACCCUCCGCACCAGCGCCGCACGAAUCGCUCCCCAUCCAACCCGAGGUGGAAACCUCCAUCUCGUCCAUCCUCGCACAGAACCGUCGCUCCGCAACCACGUUCGUCGUCCACAAACACUCGUCCGAAGCAGCCAAGAACUGGGACAAGUUCUACAAGAACCACCAGGACAAGUUCUUCAAAGAUCGACACUGGACCAAUCGCGAGUUCGGGUCUGAGCUCGCAUCCGCUGGUUCUUCUUCUGCAGGCAAAUGCAAAGCAGCGGCGACGGAGGAGGAUCGGGAGGAAGAGACGAGGAUGGUCGGGGAGGAUCUUCAAGGCGAUGCCGAAAGCGUGUUGUUAGAAGUGGGUUGUGGAGUGGGAAACAUGCUGUAUCCGCUGCUGGAAGGCAAUGCUUCGCUCAAAGUGCACUGCUGCGACUUUUCGGCACGUGCAGUCGACAUGGUGAAGAAACAUCCGCUGUACGACCCCGAACGAGUCAACGCUUUCGUCUACGACCUCACCUCCACACCACCCUCACCCUCGCUCUCCUCCUUCCUCUCCUCCCAACCAUCCUGGCCAAAUCCCACCACGAUCAGCCUCAUCUUUGUGCUGUCCGCCAUACCCCCCACGCUCCACGCUCACGUCCUCUCCACCCUCCGCGACAUCCUCCUCCCGCACGGAGGUCACAUUUUGUUCAGAGACUACGCAUACGGUGACCUCUCCCAAGUCCGUUACCACACCAAAAAGGACGCCGCCUGGGCCGAACCUAGUCUGCUCUCCGAUGAUCAUCAUUGGUAUAGACGAGGAGAUAACACGUUCAACUACUUUUUCCAGGAGGAAGAAUUGAGGAAGUUGGCGAGCAAAGUCGGGUUGGAGGGGGAGGUGGAGACGUUGAGGAGGACAGCGGUGAAUAGAAGAAGCGAGGUGAAUAUGCAGAGAAGGUUUGUUCAGGCGAAAUGGUAUGUUGAACCGAGAAAGAACGAGUGA